This is a messenger RNA of Myzus persicae (green peach aphid), 2078 nucleotides long. RefSeq names its product bifunctional lycopene cyclase/phytoene synthase-like. The record is from RefSeq and is a predicted model, not a curated record. The coding region runs from base 262 to 2061 and encodes 599 amino acids. Gene Ontology annotation, biological process: biosynthetic process. Gene Ontology annotation, molecular function: geranylgeranyl diphosphate synthase activity; intramolecular lyase activity. The transcript is spliced from 3 exons. NCBI's taxonomy places the organism in Eukaryota, Metazoa, Arthropoda, Insecta, Hemiptera, Aphididae.
UUCAAUUACGAAUAAAGAUUAAUAUAUAAUUAAAUUCUCUUUUAUGAUAAAGAAUACAUUUAAUGGCAAUACAUUUAAUAAAUUACGGAUAAAACAACGAAAUUAGUAAUUACCACAAUUCAUGAACGAUAUAUUAAUUGGAUACAAAUAAUAAUAUGUUCUUUGUCAUUGAGAUAAAGUAUUUUUAACGAGUGUUUAAAAUAAAAUUAACAGUUUAUUUUGUUUUUUUCAGUUUCCGGCUUUCGUAGUACCUACAUCCAAAUGUUAACCUACGUAGACUUCCACUUAAUCUACACACUUCCAGUUAUCGGCUUAUUAUUAUUAAUCACCCGACCAUUCAUCAACCGCUCGGAAAUUUUUAAAAUUGCAUUUAUAUGUGUCAUAGCUUUUGUAUACACAACACCAUGGGACAACUAUGUCAUCUACAAAGGCGUAUGGACGUAUCCGCCAGAAAGAGUCUUGGCUGUUAUUGGAUUGGUACCUAUUGAAGAAUACAUGUUUUUUAUUAUACAAAGUGUUUUGACAUCCCUGUGGACUUUGCUCUGUGUCCGAUGGUCAACUCCUUGCUUAAAUUUCAACUAUGACAAACGCAGCUACCAAUUGAUUCGAUGGGUACCGAUCACGUUUUUGACCAUGGUUACGAUCGUAGGUUAUAAAAUAGCUAUUCCCGGACAAGCGACGUUUUACUUGGGAUGCAUACUGUGUUGGGUAUCUCCGGUGAUUAUAUUCCUGUGGUGUGGUGCUGGAAAUUUUUUUGUGAAAAAAAUAAUACCGUCAACUAUUGCGAUAGUGGUCCCUACGCUGUACUUGUGUUGGAUUGAUCAAGUGGCCCUCAAGGAAAACGUUUGGAUUAUUAACGAAAAUACUAGUUUAAAUAUAUUCGCUAUCGAAGACUUGGCAAUAGAAGAAGCAUUUUUUUUCUUCGUAAUAAACGUUAUCAUUGUCUUGGCUGGGACUUGCUUCGAUAAAGCUCACGGUGUAAUUGAAACUUAUUCGUUGGAGUACCCACAACGAUUCAGCAUGAGUUGGAAGUUUAUUUGUCAACUGUUUUGGGCAUUUGCUAAAUCAGAAUAUAAUAUGCCACAAAACAUCACGGUAGAUAUAAAAGGAAGUAUUGGAAUUCUUACAGUCGCUUCAAAAUCAUUCACCACUGCCAGUUUUCUUUUUCAAUCCGGGAUUCGAUUGGAUUUAAUAAUUUUAUACUCAUUCUGCCGUGUAACGGAUGACAUGAUUGAUGACGAGUUGGAUGUUGAAAAGAAAAAACGAAAAUUUGAGUUAACCGAACGAUUUAUCAACGAAUUAUUUCAUGAAAGAAAAUCAGAUUACGGUGUUCAAACAAAACCACAGGAAUUGAACAUUGAUUGGACAAAAUACGAAUCUGAAUUGACUGACGUGGAAAUGGCGUGUUUCCGUGGAUUAUCUAGAAUAGCAUUUUAUUUGCCUCGUAAGCCUUUCGAUGAGUUGCUCGAAGGUUACAAAUGGGAUAUUGAGGGCAGGUUAGUCAGAAAUGAAGACGAUUUGUUAUUAUAUUCCACCUAUGUAGCCGGAAGUGUCGGUGCAUUAUGUGUUUAUGUGAUGAUGUACAGGUGUGAUAACGGCAAGUAUGAUCUUGUCGAGAACUACAAUUAUGUCAUAGAAAAAGCAUAUCAAAUGGGACAAUCUUUACAAAUCGUGAACAUUGCCCGUGAUAUCGUCACCGACAGCGAAACAUUAGGUCGUUGCUAUAUACCCACCGAAUACAUGGACGACGAAGAGGAAGAAGUAAGGAUCUUGUGCCAUGAAAAGCAACCGAGGUCUUUAGGUGAUAAGAAGUUAAAAAAGUAUUCCACACGGUUGAUCCAUCUGGCCAACAAACAACAAUUAGAAUCGGUGGGCGCCAUCAGGUGUUUGCCGCACGUCACAAGAGGUUCGGUUCUAGCAACCACUGAUAUUUAUCGAGGGCUUGUUUCUGCUAUCCAGACAAGUCCGACUUAUCCGACUAGAGCUUCAUUGUCGAAAUGGAAUAAAAUUGCAAUAGGACUUUAUUCCUUAUAUAUUAAAAGUAUUCAAUACUUUGUAUAGUUUGAUUUAAAUCUAUA